UAAAAUAUUAAAUUUAUUCUAUUUUUCUGUGUUAGUGUGUUAACAUUUUUAUGACUACAAUUUUAAUUAAUAUAUAUCAAUUAAUAAAACAUUUUACUUCCAAUACUAACUAUUAUUUAUAAUAUAUGAUUUAAAGUAUAGCUUAUUACUUUAUAGCUCUAGAAGAAUAUAUGAAUAUGAACGAAGAAAAUACAGAUACAAAACCAAAAGAUUUGGAUUUAUGGAUGAUACGUCCAUGUGAAAUGUAUAAUAGUGAAUAUGGUGAGUGUACUUCAAUAUCAUCAAGAUUACAUCAGAUGUUUGUUCAUGGAAGUACAGUAGAUUGCAACCAUUGGCAUGAAGACUAUACAAAUUGUUUAAAAUGGAAAAAUGACAAAAAUAUUCAAGCAGCUGAAACCUUGGUUAAUAGUGAAAAAAUUAAGAGAAACAAUCGAUGGAAAUCGUUCUAUGCAAAUAAUGUAUGGGAAAAUAGAACUAGUCCACCAGAAAACUGGAAUGAACCAUUGCCAGAUUAUAUAGCAAAGCGAAGACCAAAUUCAACAUUAAAGGAUACAUUAGACGAGUGUAAUACAGAAAUAGAUAGUAAAUCAUUUUGUUCAAUUAUGUGAAAUUUGUAUACAAAUAUUUUCUUAACUUGGUUAAUGUUAUUAUAUUAUUUAGUAAUUAUGCGGUUUUUAUUUGAAAGCCAACUGUUGAAAAUAAAAUAGUCUCGAAUAUAGUGUUCUAUCAGUUAUAUAAGAUCCUUGAAUUAUUGUAUCUGUUAAAUAUUUGUAUGUCAUUAUAAUAUUUCUUACACUAUUUUAAUGCAAAAAAUAAUUCAUUUUAUAUUCUAUGAGGAUUCUGGUUUGAGAUUGAUAUGUUAACACCAUUUACUGGUGUUGCUGAUUUCACUAAAGUAAGGAUGGCAAAUCUGUAGUAAGUUAAUUAUAAUAAUUAGUUAUGUUAUUUGUUUUUAUUUAAUCCCAUUAAAUAGAUUUAAGUAAAAAAAUUUUUUCUCGUUUAUACAAUGUGUCCCAUAAAUAAGUGACCAGCCGGAGUCAAAUGAUAGUAUUUAGUUAUCUUAAGUUAUGAAAAAAGGCUUUUAAAUUAUGCGUCAAACUUACUUUUUUUUUUGUUAUGGGCAAUUCAACAUUGUUUUAAACAAAAUAAAGCCCACUGCACACUUGCCAAUUUAUCUUCAAAAUUUCAAAUUUGUAUUCUAUUUUUUUUUUUUUUUAUGCUAUUAUAUUGCUAUCCUAUUGUAUUUGUAUCAACUAACAUACACAAUCAAACCAGAAAUGUACAAAUUAUUUUUAUUAAACUAAAUAUGUGAAAAAAGUUAGAGAAAAUUAGAGAGGAAAUCAAAUAA
This is a messenger RNA of Myzus persicae (green peach aphid), 1348 nucleotides long. Its product is annotated as UPF0545 protein C22orf39 homolog. The transcript has 4 exons. The record is from RefSeq and is a predicted model, not a curated record. Bases 171 to 608 code for a protein of 145 amino acids. NCBI's taxonomy places the organism in Eukaryota, Metazoa, Arthropoda, Insecta, Hemiptera, Aphididae.